Messenger RNA from Ricinus communis (castor bean), 4085 nucleotides. Its product is annotated as cellulose synthase A catalytic subunit 3 [UDP-forming]. Gene Ontology annotation, biological process: plant-type primary cell wall biogenesis; cellulose biosynthetic process. The record is from RefSeq and is a predicted model, not a curated record. Gene Ontology annotation, cellular component: plasma membrane; trans-Golgi network. The transcript has 15 exons. Gene Ontology annotation, molecular function: cellulose synthase (UDP-forming) activity. The coding region runs from base 545 to 3802 and encodes 1085 amino acids. NCBI's taxonomy places the organism in Eukaryota, Viridiplantae, Streptophyta, Magnoliopsida, Malpighiales, Euphorbiaceae.
UAAUAAUUCGGAGGAAAAAAGAAAAAACCCAACACUGUCGGUGGACUUCUGAUUUUCAUGCUGCUAGUUGCAGUGUCGCUUUCUUCAUUUCGCAAGCAAAUUUCUUAUAAAAAAAUAUGACCAACAUCACAUCACAUACACAUUCAUUUACAGCUAUUAUACACUUCUCUCUGUCAUUCUUUAUUUAAUUAUUUAUUAUUAUGUCUAAUCUAAAUAAACAAAUACACAAAACAGAAACCAGGAAAUAAAUACAGAGACAACGCAAGAACAGAGAGAGAGAGAGAGAGGUGUUAGGUUGUUGCAUUGUAUUGUUUGGAUAAACAAAUCUGUCUGUUUAUUUCUUGUUGCCUUCUCACUGUAAAAUCAAGCUUUAGUUUGAGCUGUGCAAGUAUCGGAAGUAUAAAUAGUUACCUUUUGAAGUGGAAGCAAACCAAAAGGCAGCAUUGUUUUGCAACUUCUUGCAUAUUUAGGAAUGCAUAAAUUAUUUUGAGCCUGAACUGCUAUUUCUAUCCAUUGUUCGUAUCUGGGCAGAGGACGGGUGUCAAUGGAAUCUGAAGGUGAAACUGGGGCAAAGCCCGUAAAGAGCGUAGGCAGACAGGUCUGCCAGAUCUGCAGUGACAAUGUUGGCACAACUUUGGAUGGUGAUCCAUUCGUUGCUUGCAAUGUUUGUGCAUUUCCAGUGUGCAGGCCUUGCUAUGAAUAUGAAAGGAAGGAUGGAAAUCAGUCUUGCCCACAAUGCAAAACCCGAUAUAAGAGGCAGAAAGGUAGCCCUGCUAUUCUUGGUGAUAGAGAAGAAGAUUGUGAUGCUGAUGAUGGGGCCAAGGAUUUCAAUUAUCCUACAGAAACUCAAAACCAGAGACAGAAGAUUGCAGAGCGCAUGUUAAGCUGGCAGAUGAAUUAUGGACGAGGGGAGGAUGAUGUCGGAGCUCCAAAGUAUGAUAAAGAGGUUUCUCAUAAUCAUAUUCCUCUGCUCACCAAUGGACAUGAGGUUUCUGGAGAGCUAUCUGCUGCAUCACCUGAACAUGUUUCUAUGGCAUCUCCUGGAGUUGGUGGUGCAAAACGCAUCCAUACCCUGCCUUAUGCAGCCGAUAUCAAUGCCUCACCUAAUCCGAGAGUUGUCGAUCCAGUGAGGGAGUUUGGCUCGCCAGGAUUGGGCAAUGUUGCAUGGAAAGAGAGAGUUGAUGGAUGGAAGAUGAAACAGGAUCCUGUGAAGAAUGUUAUUCCUAUGAGUAGUGGCCAAGCUCCAUCUGAGAGGGGUGUUGGAGAUAUUGAUGCCAGCACUGAUGUACUUGUGGAUGACUCUCUAUUGAAUGAUGAAGCCCGGCAACCUCUUUCAAGGAAGGUUUCAAUUCCAUCAUCCAGGAUUAAUCCCUACAGAAUGGUCAUUGUUCUGCGGCUGAUUAUCCUCUGCAUUUUCUUGCACUACCGAAUCACAAACCCUGUGACUAAUGCAUAUGCUUUGUGGUUAAUAUCUGUGAUAUGUGAGAUUUGGUUUGCUAUAUCCUGGAUAUUGGAUCAGUUCCCUAAAUGGCUUCCCAUAAACCGUGAAACAUAUCUUGACAGGCUUUCGUUAAGAUAUGAUCGUGAAGGAGAGCCAUCACAAUUAGCUGCUGUUGACAUUUUUGUCAGUACUGUGGACCCAUUAAAGGAACCUCCUCUUGUGACGGCGAAUACUGUGCUAUCUAUUCUUGCAGUUGAUUAUCCAGUUGACAAGGUCUCUUGCUAUGUCUCUGAUGAUGGUGCCGCAAUGUUAACAUUUGAAGCUUUGUCUGAGACUUCAGAGUUUGCUAGGAAAUGGGUACCUUUUUGCAAGAAAUAUAACAUUGAGCCACGGGCCCCAGAAUGGUACUUUACACAGAAGAUUGAUUACUUGAAGGAUAAAGUGCAAACAUCAUUUGUAAAAGAGCGGAGAGCUAUGAAGAGAGAAUAUGAAGAAUUUAAAGUUCAUAUCAAUGGGCUUGUUGCAAAGGCACAAAAGAUUCCUGAAGAAGGAUGGAUUAUGCAAGAUGGUACUCCAUGGCCAGGAAACAACACCAGAGAUCAUCCAGGAAUGAUUCAGGUUUUCUUAGGCCAAAAUGGAGGUCUUGAUGCUGAGGGUAAUGAACUGCCACGACUAGUUUAUGUUUCUCGUGAAAAGCGUCCAGGGUUCCAACACCACAAGAAAGCUGGUGCUAUGAAUGCACUUGUCAGGGUAUCAGCUGUCCUUACUAAUGGACCUUUCCUGUUGAAUCUUGAUUGUGAUCACUACAUAAACAACAGCAAGGCUUUGAGAGAAGCUAUGUGUUUCCUGAUGGAUCCAAACCUUGGGAAACAAGUAUGUUAUGUUCAGUUUCCCCAGAGGUUUGAUGGUAUUGAUAGGAAUGAUCGAUAUGCCAACCGCAAUACUGUUUUCUUUGAUAUAAACUUGAGGGGUUUGGAUGGCGUACAAGGCCCUGUUUAUGUGGGUACUGGAUGUGUCUUCAAUAGAACAGCCUUGUAUGGUUAUGAACCUCCUCUCAAACCCAAGCACAAGAAACCUGGGUUACUAUCUUCUCUCUGUGGUGGAUCACGAAAGAAGAAUUCAAAAUCAAACAAAAAGGGCUUAGAUAAAAAGAAAUCUGGGAAGCAUGUGGAUCCCACUGUGCCAAUUUUCAGCUUGGAAGACAUAGAAGAGGGAGUUGAAGGUGCUGGAUUUGAUGAUGAGAAGUCACUUUUGAUGUCACAAAUGAGCCUGGAGAAAAGGUUUGGACAGUCUGCUGUUUUUGUUGCCUCAACACUCAUGGAGAAUGGUGGUGUUCCCCAGUCUGCAACAUCAGAAACUCUUCUUAAAGAGGCUAUUCAUGUUAUCAGCUGUGGGUACGAGGACAAAACGGACUGGGGAAGUGAGAUUGGAUGGAUCUAUGGUUCUGUUACUGAAGAUAUUCUUACUGGAUUCAAGAUGCAUGCUCGUGGUUGGCGGUCAAUUUACUGCAUGCCUAAGCGUCCAGCCUUUAAAGGGUCUGCUCCUAUCAAUCUUUCUGAUCGUCUGAAUCAAGUUCUUCGAUGGGCUUUAGGUUCUGUGGAAAUUCUUUUCAGUCGGCAUUGCCCGAUUUGGUACGGUUAUAGUGGUAGACUGAAAUGGCUUGAGAGGUUCGCAUAUGUAAACACCACCAUUUAUCCAGUCACAGCCAUCCCCCUUCUCAUGUACUGCACACUUCCAGCUGUGUGUCUGCUUACAGACAAGUUUAUUAUUCCACAGAUCAGUAACCUUGCAAGUAUAUGGUUUAUAUCACUCUUUCUUUCCAUUUUCGCAACUGGUAUUUUGGAGAUGAGAUGGAGUGGUGUUGGAAUCGAUGAGUGGUGGAGAAACGAACAGUUUUGGGUUAUUGGUGGUGUUUCUGCCCAUCUCUUUGCUGUUUUCCAAGGCCUGCUCAAAGUUCUUGCUGGCAUUGACACAAACUUCACGGUCACCUCCAAGGCAUCAGAUGAGGACGGCGACUUUGCUGAACUUUACAUGUUCAAAUGGACAACACUUCUAGUCCCACCAACAACACUCCUCAUCAUAAACUUCAUUGGUGUUGUUGCUGGAAUAUCUCAUGCCAUCAACAGCGGAUACCAGUCAUGGGGUCCUCUCUUUGGCAAACUUUUCUUUGCGUUUUGGGUGAUUAUCCAUCUUUAUCCUUUCCUCAAAGGACUGAUGGGUCGUCAGAACCGGAUGCCAACCAUUGUGGUCGUCUGGUCUAUUCUACUGGCAUCCAUUUUCUCUUUGCUGUGGGUGCGGGUUGAUCCGUUCACUACAAGAGUAACUGGUCCAGAUGUUGAGCAAUGUGGAAUCAACUGCUAAAAAGAGAAACCUUGAGACACUACAAUACAAUCCCCUAUCCUUUGCAUGCAAUCCUCGUAAAGAAAUGUGCCCUAUUUUUGUACCCUUUUCGUUAUUCUGUCUGUAUUUAUAUAAUGUGCAGAAUACAUAUAUAUGUAGGUGAGUUAUUUAAAGUUAAAUUUGUUGUUCCAUGAGUGAUCACUGUAACAUUGUGGAUAUGAACUUGUGGACUUGUAAAACAAAGAUUCUAUUUAAUUUUGUAACUUUUAUGUAUUAGAAAGGAAAUGCUGCAUUUAUUUAUUUA